This is a messenger RNA of Colletotrichum higginsianum IMI 349063, 1821 nucleotides long. Its product is annotated as C6 zinc finger protein. The coding region runs from base 1 to 1821 and encodes 606 amino acids. The transcript is spliced from 7 exons. Gene Ontology annotation, molecular function: DNA-binding transcription activator activity, RNA polymerase II-specific. NCBI's taxonomy places the organism in Eukaryota, Fungi, Ascomycota, Sordariomycetes, Glomerellales, Glomerellaceae. The record is from RefSeq and is a predicted model, not a curated record. Gene Ontology annotation, biological process: regulation of transcription by RNA polymerase II.
AUGCAGCUUAUCAAACCGCAAUACAAAAAACCGCUGCAGGCGACACAGAACUUGGUCACCACUGUAGUCUUCAUUCUUAUCGCUGUAAGAAUUAGCAGAAAGACGACGGCAUUUGAUGUCCUAGCGCUAGUCAUGAAUGUCGACAGAUAUCUCCGCUGGGGAAGUCCCAAAUGGUACUGCAUCAUCAACGCAAUGGAAACGGUCCUGUGGACCAUGAUAAUGAUCCUCGGGAUGGCAACAAACAUCAAGCAGUGUACUUCGGGUGCUGAAAAGGGAAGCAGUAACUGUCAGAUCUUCUUUGGUGUGUCUGGUAUCGCCAGUAUUAUCUCGCAAAUUACUGGUUGGAUGAUGGUUUUCUUUUGGAGGCAAUGGCGUGCUGCUGUUAGAGACAGGAGCGCCUGCAACAUUGCCUACCUCCCAAGUUUGAUGGGGAGAUCCCGGUCUGUCCCACCCUCAUGGACCCCAUGUUACCCUCUUUGCUUCGCUGGCACGUCUCACUGUCCGCGAAAUCCUCCUCGCUCUUCAAUCAGUGCUUCGCAUUCGUCGCUUAUGCCCCUAGGAUUUUACGAAAGAAUCCGAAGACGCUCCUUCGCCUCCUUCCGCAAGAGGAAUACGCACGCAAAUGGUGACGCGGCGAUCUCACACGAAGUCCCGCUAUGGGUGCACGGAGUGCCGGCGGAGGAAGGUCAAGGUUCCCGUUGCAUUUACUUGGCCUCGCGCACUCACAAUGCCACGAGUCCAGUAAAGUCUCCACCGGUGGCGCCGCCGGGUCAUGUCCUAACGUUUGAUGGAGUCUCGGGAUCGCCUCCAAGUCUUUUCAAACUCGGCGACCAUGUCGAAGAGGGUCUUUUGCCGCUGUCACCAUUUGCGACCAAGAGAUGGGCGUGCAGCAUGGAGCUGAUGCACCAUUACUCCGUCUCCACAGCAAACACGCUAGCUCUCCGCUCUGAUAUGCAGAAUGUCUGGCGUACGGUGGUGCCAGAGAUGGGUUACGAACAUCCGUUCGUGCUGGACGGCAUCCUAGCUGUGGCUGCAAUACACAAAGCCCAUCUGCUGCCCCUCCAACGGGAAAAAUACCUCGAUAUUGCAGCAUACUACCAGACUCGCGGUCUGGGGGGCUUCCGUUCCGCUCUGUUCUAUAUCGGGGACACAAACUGGAAGCCCUCGUUCUGUUUCUCCUCCACCAUUAUUCUCUAUGUCUGCGCUUUGGCUGCUCACAGCAACGGAGAACCAGCACUCGGCACGGUGUCGGAAGUUCUAAAGCUCUUUGUUUUGCUCCGCGGAUUUCGCAGCGUCCUAUUACCUUGCCAAGCAGAGAUUCGGGAGACGCAAUUCGCGCCGUUGUCGCACGGAAUCUGGAUUGUUGAAGAGAACAGCAAGGACUUUGACCGCGAUGUAUUUUCGAACGACUCGCCUCUCCCAAAAGACAUUUUCGACCGUCUUCAUCGCUUGACCGUUCUUUUCCGAAGAGAGUUACCCGAGGGCAGUCGGCGAGAUUACGAGUUAGCUGUGUCAGAGCUGCGAAAAGCUGCUGUCCUUCUGGUACUCGCUGGGGAUAAUCCCGAGGUGGGCAUGCUAUUCUUUUAUCCUUAUGCGGUUCCCAGCAGCAUCAUUGCGGAUAUCCAGGCCGGCAGCCCGUACGCCAUGGUGUUACUUUCGUACUUUGCACUAUUACUAAGCACCAUCCAACCUCACUUUUGGUUCUUAGAAAAAUGGUCGGAGCAGUUGUUCGAUUGCAUUGAAUUUCAUUUAAAAGGUAACCCAAGACUGUGGGAUUUGGCCCAGUGGCCGAGAAGGAACGUGGCAAGGCUUCAUACAUAG